AUGUUUUCAACAAAACAUAUCUGCCUCUACUUCGCAAUUCUCUCAACGCUUUGGAAAGAAAAUCAAAGUAUUCAUGAAUCACGUAUAACAUUAUCCAAUACUAAUUUGCGAUUUUCACCGGGUAAUUACCCUGGUCAAAUUCUUUCAACAUUCAUCGAUGAGAACAAUUUAUUGAUGUCAUGUGUCAAAAUAUGCAAUCAAAAUAUUUUAUGUCGGAUAUUUGACAUUAAUGGCGUUCUGCCAAACCAAUGCCGAAUUUUCCAAGGUGAUAUUAAUCUUCAUGGAACAAUCAUUUCAUCAUCAAUAAACAACUCACAAGUGGGUGUGAUACAAUUUUCAAAUGAUUUGUAUGCCGCUUAUGGCCAACCAUGCUCUUCAACUCUUCCAGAAGACCGCUAUCUGGUUUGUGGAGGAAAUUUCACAUGGACAUGUCCUCAAAAUACGUACUGGAAUCCAACGAUAUCAAUGUGUUCGGCCCAAUCACCUAUACUUGGCUCAACUUGUCAACAAAACUUGAGUAUGUGCCGAGCAGAUCUUACUUUCACCUGUUUACAGUUUAAUCAAUGUGGACCACUCUCAUUGUCAAUGGGCACAACAAUCGCAAGCAGUACUACACAAAUCGCAAAUAGCCCUACGACCGGUUUGAAUUAUCCUUACAGCAUUAUUGUUAACAAAACCACAGAUAAUUCUAUAAUCGUGGCUAACUCAGGUGGAAGUCAAGUGAUUCGCCUUUAUGAUUAUAAUAUAACUACAAACAAUGUGUCACUUGUUGCGCAAACUUGGAGUGGUGGAAAUUAUCUUGGCUUACCCUUUGGUAUAGCGAUUGAUCCAAAUCAAAGAUCGAAUUUAUACGUUAGUGAUUAUAAUAAACAUUGUGUAAUAAAAUUCACUAGUAUGCAAGUUACAACCCCAAUGCCUUCAGUUGUGGUGGGUAUAUGUGGUACUAGUGGAACUGGAACGAAUGCACUGAAUACGCCAGGAGAAAUCGCAAUUGACAGUAAUGGCACUCUUUAUAUUGCCGACUCCAGCAACAAUCGUAUUUUGAAGUGGAAACCAGGAAAUCCCAAUGGAACUAUUAUAGCCGGCUCGAAUGUUGCUGGUAGCAAUUCGUUUUCUCUUUAUACACCACGUGGCGUAUUUUUGGAUGAAAAUAAUUCUUAUAUUUAUGUAAGUGACUCGAAUAAUCAUCGAAUACAACGGUUUUCAUUGUUUGGGGGAUAUCCGAAUAAUGGCACGACAGUGGCUGGUGGAAAUGGCCAAGGCGCAUCGAACAACAAACUGAAUACGCCUUUUGCCGUAUAUGUGUCGACAAAGACAAAAGCCUUGUAUAUCGCAGACAGCGUCAAUCAUCGAAUUCAACGCUGGAGUCAAGGUGCACAAUCGGGUGUCACUAUGAUUGGCGACCCAAGUGGGUCUUCAGGUAAUAGUGCUACUAUGCUCUCUUCCCCAUAUGGAAUCGCUCUGAAUGACGAUGAAACAUUUCUUUAUAUUGCUGAUACUGGAAAUCAUAGAAUUCAACGUGUUCAGCUGAUUUAA
Adineta ricciae is the source of this 1536-nucleotide messenger RNA. The record is from the annotation of a GenBank genome assembly. Lineage: Eukaryota; Metazoa; Rotifera; Eurotatoria; Adinetida; Adinetidae.